This is a messenger RNA of Myzus persicae (green peach aphid), 1726 nucleotides long. RefSeq names its product ornithine decarboxylase 1-like. Gene Ontology annotation, cellular component: cytoplasm. The transcript has 10 exons. The record is from RefSeq and is a predicted model, not a curated record. Lineage: Eukaryota; Metazoa; Arthropoda; Insecta; Hemiptera; Aphididae. Gene Ontology annotation, molecular function: ornithine decarboxylase activity. Bases 320 to 1660 code for a protein of 446 amino acids.
AUUGGCAGUCGUAAAAGCACGUGAGUAAAUGUUAUUCGUUGAAAUAAGUAUUAAUAUUAAUUAGACUUGUGACUAAUUAUAUUUAAAAGGGACUAGUGUGAGCUGUUAAAGAGGUGUGCUACCGGAAUCACUUUGAGAACACUGAAUAGGCAAUCUUGACUAAUCGUAGAACUACCUUGGUGUUAUUGACAUUGUGGUUAAACAUUACACUAUUAAAUAAAGGAUUACUACAAAACUGCCUCUUUAAUUUUCAAUUCACUAACAUUUUUGCUGAUAAAUUUAUUAUAUAUUACACUGGUUAGGUACAAACGGAAUAAACAUGAGAACUUUACACCAAGAAGAACAAAUUCAUGUCAUUGAUAAUGAAGUGACUGUUGAAGAAAUAAUUAAGGAUAUAGUUGGAACAAAAGACAUAUCGGAUCCAUUUUAUAUUUUUGAUGUCGGUGAUCUUGUGAAUAAAGCAAUAAUUUGGCAGCAAACAUUACCACGUGUAAAACCUUUUUAUGCUGUAAAAUGCAACGACAAUUUCUUCGUGCUAGAAACUUUGGCUGCGUAUGGAACAAAUUUUGGUUGUGCUUCCAAAGCCGAGAUCAAAAAAAUGUUGGACUUGGGAGUGGAUCCGUCACGCAUAAUAUUUGCUAAUCCAGCAAAAAUGGCUUCACAUAUUAAAUAUGCGAAGAGCAAAGGUGUUGAUCUAACAACAUUUGAUAAUGAACUAGAAUUGUACAAAAUAAAAUCUAUACAUCCAUCCUGCAACUUGGUUAUACAAAUUCGUUGUGAUGCAACCGAAGUACAGUGUCCCCUUGGUAUCAAAUUUGGGUGUGAUCCUCAAACUGAAGCACCAGCGUUAAUGGCAAUGGCACAUGAUUUAGAUUUGAAUAUAGUUGGAGUGAGUUUUCAUGUUGGUUCAGGAUGCAAUGAACCAGCUGCCUUCCGAAGAGCAAUUGCUGCUUCAGCAGUCAUUUUCAAAUAUGCUCAGGAGUUAGGUUUUAAGAAUAUGCAUUUAUUAAACAUUGGUGGAGGAUUUCCUGGAAAUAGAAAUACUUCAACUUUCACCACAGAAAUUAGAGACAUAAUUAAUGAUGCUCUCAAUGAAUGGUUCCCUCCAAAUAAUGGAGUGACCGUCAUAGCAGAGCCUGGAAGAUAUUUUGUGGCUUCAGCAUUUACACUUUCGACAAAAAUCCAUUCCAUUAAAAACCGUACGAAUGAUGAAAGGCAUAUCAUGUAUUUCAUUAACGAUGGAGUGUAUGGUUCUUUCAAUAGUAUUCUCUAUGAUCAUUCGGUUGUUGAGCCCAAACCUUUAUAUGAUUAUUCAAGCAGUCGUCCAAUUUACGAGAGUUCCAUCUGGGGUCCUACUUGUGAUGGCUUAGAUAAAGUAGUUGAUUGUGCGAACAUGCCACUGCUAGGAUUGGGUGAUUGGAUUACUUUUGAAAACAUGGGAGCUUAUACAAUACCUGCAGCUAGCACAUUUAAUGGAUUCUCCCUUCCCAAGGUCUUUGCUAUUGCCAAACAAAGAAUUUGGGAUAUGUUGAAAAAUUUAAUGCCCAUAACUGAAGAGCAUUUCACAACUGUGCCCAUUGUUGCAACUAUCAAAAUGUUACGACCUGAAUCCGAUGAAGAUGAUACAUGGGAUGAAAAUAUUUUGUUGGAUAACAGAUGAUAUACACAAUAUUUCCUUAUCUAGAUAAUUUUUUUUUUACUUAGCUCUAAGUUUCUAUUUUUUUAA